Centruroides sculpturatus (bark scorpion) is the source of this 4936-nucleotide messenger RNA. Its product is annotated as arginine-glutamic acid dipeptide repeats protein-like. NCBI's taxonomy places the organism in Eukaryota, Metazoa, Arthropoda, Arachnida, Scorpiones, Buthidae. Gene Ontology annotation, molecular function: chromatin binding. The transcript is spliced from 4 exons. Bases 216 to 656 code for a protein of 146 amino acids. The record is from RefSeq and is a predicted model, not a curated record.
CCAAUUAGUGUUUUAGGUGGAGGAAGUGGCAGUCUCGACUUGUACAAAGUAAGUUUUAGUGUUACCACAACAGAAGGAUAUAACGUGCCCGUGGGAUAUAAGUGGCAAUCUAUCGUCCCCUUAAUAAAGGUGCAACUGAAUGGAUGCAUCGUGAGGAAGUGGAAGUGCGCGAGGCGGUGGAGUCUACAAUUAUGAGUCGGUCUUGACAUCGACUGAUGAGGACGAUGAGCGAAGACACCAACCCUCCAGCGGAAUCGCCCAGAGACAAAGAAUCCGAAGGUGCCAUGAAGGGAAGGAGAAAUGGUGAUAAGUCCGUCCGACUUUCGGACGGAUACAGCGUGGAAGAGAUUGAAUGGAGUUCACCCAGUAGAAGGGGAGGAGUAGUGCGUGGUAAAGUGGUCAAGUCCAACGCAAACGAGGAUUACAUCAGCUAUUAUAGUUAUCAAGACAACCAGGAAUACAGAACGGGAGAUUCAGUUUACAUCGACAUGCAAAGACCCGAUCAACCUUACAAUAUAUGCACCAUUCAGGAUUUCAGGAAGAGCAAGAAGGACCACUUGGUAGUUAACGUCAGAUGGUAUUACAGACUCUCCGAAGUACCAGAAACGGUUUAUCAGUUGCUCGUUCAAGAUCGCAACACAGAAAAUGGUGAGUAAAAGCUUUCACUUAACCAUAAAACGCCACAACCAGUCAUCACUCUCCAAUGCACAAACGACCAGGAGCUGUCUGCCAAGCCAGAUACGAAUUUGUUAGUUCUCUAGAUGUGUUUGACGUUCUCUUCUUUAUCCUUUAUCAAUGCUGACUGGCGCUUUACCUCCAGCCAAACUGGCGAGGCUGCUGACUUCAGAUUGUCGUGUGAUGGCUGGGUUGGAUUUAUGCGCGUUUAGCUGUCACCUGUCGAGAUGGUAAAGGCAUGUCUGGUCAACACAUCAAACAGAUAUGAGCUCCAAGGAAAGAAAAAAAAAAAAGAAGAAUUCCUCCCGGAUAAUAACUACUAAUACGUUUGAUCUUAUUGCAUUUUUUAGCAAUGGAACCGACUGGAAAAAUAGUUUAUAUUCCUAUAAACUUAUGUCACUCGUUAUAUAUACUAUAUAACAAGUCGAGUUCCAUUAUGUAGUAGUGGUACACGUACUCUUCCUUCCUUAAAUCUUUAAGAGAUUCUUCUAUUUUAAAACGUUUUGGUAUGGUAGAUUAUUAUUAUUAUUAUUAUUUUUAGUAAUUAAAUUAAUUAAAUCGAUGUCUGGUUUGCAUAUAAAUUACCCACUCCAGUUCUAAUGUUAUAUUUAGAGCAGUGGAGUGGUUAAUUUCUUCCACUUGUAAGAAAAAAAGUUAUCGCGAUUUUGAUAAUUUAUCAAUGACAUUACAUUUUUGAUUUAUAAAUAAACUUACAUAAACCAGAAUUUUAAGAUUAUUUAAUAAACUGCAACGGAAGAAAAGGAGAAGAGGAAGAGGAGGAGGAGGAAGAAGAAGAAGAAAAGAUGCUAAUGUAAACUUUGGCAAGCUGCACAGAAUCAAUUAACUUCUAUCUUAUUUUGAUACAAUUUCUCUAAAUUUACGAAUAAGUAAAAAUAUCUAAGCAUUUAGUUUAGGAAUUGUUUUUUAGAAUGUCGACGUGCCAAACUUCCCUAUUAGAUUCCUUAUUGAGAAUCGCUCAUCCGCAUCUCAUUAAAUAAUAAUAUUUUUUCUUAUACGCUUGAGUUCUUCUCGAAUUCUUUAUAUAACUAAUAUAAUUAUAUCUUAAUUUUGCAAUACUAGAUUUUUAUUAUUUCCUGUAAAAAUAUAAUUUACAGAAGAUUUUCCUCUUCUUUCGUUCGAAGAUCCACACACACACACGCUCUUAGCGUGCUGUUUCUUGUACGCAAAACGAUGGUUUAAACAAAACCAAAUACAAGGAACCGAAAUACAAUUGAAGAGGGAGAGGAUAUUAUUGCCGUUACAUACAUUAAACAAAUUAAAAGAGUUCCCUACACGAAAAAAAACAAGGUGUUUCUCCUAUAGAUUUUCGUUAAUCAGACUGUGCAAUUUAGUAUUUAGGUCAUGCAAACUGUACGCAUCUUGUAUAACGUUAUACAAGAUAAGUAAGUGAGUUUGAUCCUACCCACGCUUUGAUAAAAGCGAGAGCGUAUUCCAUCCAGUAAUUCGAUAAUUGAAUGAGAAGUCCAUGGCAUAUUCUUCACGAAUGUUUUGCCGGGGAGGAAAGACCAUUUAAUGAAAAUGGUCUUUCUUUCAGAGAACAAAUAAAAGUCAGCGGAGCGUACACAGUAUUAAAUCGUACUUACUGCAGUCGCUUGGCAAACACAGUGAGGAUUAAAAAAGGAAAAGGAAAAAAAAAAUAUGGAGAAAUGAAGAAGUAAAAAAAAAAAAGAUGUCUGAAAGAAAGUCAGCUAGACUAGUUAUUACUGCGUAGAAAGCGUGAAAUGAGAGUUGAAAUCACCUGGCAACCAGACUAUAAUCGAUUUCCUUAGCUUGAAUUACUUGGCACGCAAAAGAAAUCGCGGCCUACAACUUAAAUUCUCUCUCUCUCUCUCUCUCUCUCUCAUUCCCACCCUUAAUAGUCGGGCAUAAAUGUCGUCGAUGAGAUGACAUUGUGUAAAAAUUCUUUUUCUCCUUCCCCCCCCGGUUGAUUCCAUUUUUCACCUACUUACAGCCGUGAUAUUCUUAUUUAUAUUUUUCUAAGUACCGGAAAUCAUGGCCGAGAGAAAAAAAGAAAAGAAAAAUAAAAGAUGUUAAAAGGAUCGUGUUUCUCUUUGGACUAUUAAAGCGACGGUUGUAAUCCGAUCUCUUUACAUAAUGCAAUUGAUACUUCAUACUGUUAGGUCAUAAAAGAAUACAGAAAUACAGAAGUUGCGGCCGAAGUUUUCAUCUGUAAAACGUGAACGUCGAACGUCGAGCGCGGCGCUCUCGACGUUCGACGUAAUUAAACGUUUACGUUCGACGUUCGACGUAAUUAAAAGCUAGAAUAAUAAUUUUUAAUUAGAAUUUAAUAAUUCCUCUUCCUCUUUUAAUAUUUAAAUUCAAAUAUAUUGGGAAUUGAUGACGUAGAAAUUUAAGGCGGUACGAGUUAUUCUACGAUUGGUCGAUUUAAAAAAAUAAAAUAAAAUUAUGUAAAUUUCGAUAACGCUCAGUUUCCUGUAUUUACAAUAAAGAUUGUAUUGUAGAUAAUUGUUUUAAAAAUAGAAUUUUCCUGGUGUUACUGCUACAAUUUAAAAAAACACACUUCAUUUAUACCUUUUGUUUAAUCUUUUAUUCAUUUAUUGGUGUAGAAAAAUAGGAAUUUUAUGGUACUCCAUAGCUUGAAAAGGUUGAUAAAUAAUGGCAUUUUAUUAUCAGCCCAUCUUAUUAACUAUUUAUCCAUAAAUUAGCAUUUGCAAGUAGUUUAUAUUAACGAGGGGAAGGUUCGGAUCUGUAGAUAAAAUCUGCACCUAUUUGAAGGGUUAUGGUAGAAUGAAUUCUUUAUUAACAUGCUGAAAAAAAAUAGAAAACAGAAAACAAUUAAGAUAAUUUAUUAGCUAGAAUCUGCUCGUUAAACUUUGUCCGGAUAUCUGAGUUGCUAGAUGGUUUUAGAUAUCCGGUUGAAGUCCAAUCAUACAAGUUAGUUUAGUUGGUUUAUUUGUAUUUUAAAUGAUUUAAGAGUUUGUUCGAAAUGUUGAUGAGGUUCUUUAUUUUCCAACUUGAAUAACUUACUGUUUAGAUAAUUAUAUCUUAUGUCACAAUGCCUAAUUAGGAUAUGUUAAAUUAAAUAUUAUUAUUAUUAUUAGUUCAGCCACUUAGUUUUAGUUGAUUGUAAUAUAUUGCAAUCAACUCUGUUUGUUCCUUUCAUAUAUUUAAUGCAAUUACUCAUUUAUCGUUUCAAAUUUCUAGAAAUUUUAAGUAACUUUAAUGUGUUUUUUUUUUUUAAUUUGAGCGCGAUAUCAAGCAUUAUUGCGUAAUUAAGUGAAGUAUAUAUUGCUCGUAAAGUUAUAAGUAACAGUUUUAGACAUAGGUAAUGCAGGUUUUUUGUAGGGCCUUGCAUUUUUUAAGGCUUCGGAUAUCCGCGUGCGCUUUUGUACAAAUCCUACUAGGUUAGAUUCUAGAGUUUUUUUUUAACUCUUUCUGUCCUGUGGGCAUUAAGAGGACCUUUUUUACUGAUCUUUUGUGGGUUUGGCCAAGCCGCAACAGGGAUGGUCAGGUGGUAAAUGCCAAAAUAUCGAGGGUUUAUUACACAAAUUUAAUCCCAGGUCGCCAGAACAGCAGGCUAAUGACUUUACCACCUCAGCCCUUCAACUGUCCCUCACCUAGACGAGCAAAAUAUCAAUUAAGUUUUGAUAAGUUAUAACAUAAUGUAUUGUAUUCUAUUAUAAUAUAUUGUAGAGGCUGUAGAUGAAUAUGACACAUUCAAGGCCUCUUUUACACUACAAAAGAGCUCUUGCAUGCUCUAUGCUCACCAACAGCCUCUGCAAUUUAAAAUUGUUACUGUAUAUUACUUGAUUCUCUUAGUACCAAAACAAAUUUUUAUAUUCUUUUGAACAAAUAAAAUACAGCAAAUAUUUAAGGGAAAAAAUAUAUAUCAUUCGCAUUUUUAAUUAUUACAGUAUAGUUUAAUCUUCUUAUUAAGUAUAUUCGUAAUCAUUGAUAAAGGAAGAUGAAUCAUACAAAAAAAAAAUAACAUUUUUUACAAGAAAGAUAAGGAAAAAAAAACAUUUAAUAUUUAAUUCAAGUAAUCAGAAUUAAUUAAAAAUAAUUAUUUCAAGGUUUAUAUGUUUUAUACUUAACAAUAUUUUAACAAUAAUUUAUUACUGAUGCAGUGUUUAAAAGUAUAGGAUUAUCCAAAAGUUGGUUAACCAAGUUAACUGACUUUGCUGUAACUUGAUUAACCAACUUUUGAGCCAUUCUAUAUUAUGCAGAUUCUUAAAAAAAUUUAAAAAAAAACAAAAAAGAAUUAUUAAUUGUUUUUAUA